Pseudophryne corroboree (corroboree frog) is the source of this 4428-nucleotide messenger RNA. It is a transcript of the gene MAPK6, whose product is annotated as mitogen-activated protein kinase 6. Bases 900 to 3065 code for a protein of 721 amino acids. Gene Ontology annotation, molecular function: ATP binding; MAP kinase activity. NCBI's taxonomy places the organism in Eukaryota, Metazoa, Chordata, Amphibia, Anura, Myobatrachidae. Gene Ontology annotation, biological process: intracellular signal transduction; protein phosphorylation. Gene Ontology annotation, cellular component: nucleus; cytoplasm. The record is from RefSeq and is a predicted model, not a curated record. The transcript is spliced from 6 exons.
CCCGCCCGGGUGACGUGGCGGCUGCAGGGGCGUCCCGGAUGACGCAGUGGGCGGCAGUGUAUCGGUGUCUGCAGGUCUCCUCCCCCCACAGUCAGUCCGAGUACAUGGCGACUGCGGCAAACAACGAGCGACAAGAAGCAGCAGCGGGGCUAGAGGUAGCGCUGAGCGGGGAGCAGAGUCACUGGGGCCGCCGAUCACAUCUCCAUAUGAACCAGACAAGAGCUGUUUUCUGAGAAUAAGAUGGAUGGCAGCUUUGAUUGUGAUUGUGGUGAGCUGGAGCCACCUGAUCAUUAACAGAAGAACUGUUCUGUAAUUUAAGAUCUGCCACAAGUUCCUCUUCGGAUGCACUGUAUGCAAAAAAAAACAUCGGAAUAACAUUUUUAGUGCUUACCAGCACCGUAGAAUGCCGCUGCUCAGGACCAGUUCAACACUGAAUGUAUCUGCACUGUGAGGAGGAGGAUGAUGAUAAUAGAAGCCUUUUUCUUUCAUAUUUAUUCACGUUUUUGUUUAAUGUUAAUUUGUUUUUCACACUAGUGGUGGGUGCGUAGUAUGUCAUUUCAUUCCGUUUCACUUCCAUUGAGUGUUUUUGUCGAUGUUUGUGGGAAUGCUGCAUCUCUUGUGAACUAUGAAUUCUGUCAUUUAUAUACAGCCAAAGCUAAGCUUUAGUAUUGUUGCUUGUGGGUUACACCAGGCCUGGCAGGCUGACUUGCAAUGAAAAUUGGAACAAACCAUUCUAAAGAAGAGGUUUUCUUAGCUUUUUAUUUUUAUUAUUUUGUUUUUCUAUUUUGUUAUUUUUUCUGUUUGUUUGGUAUAUUAAACCUUUUCUUUAGAUACCAGCAGUGGUUUGUCAAAUACUUAGGAAAAGUGAAUUUCUGCAGGAAGGAAGUAAAGUAGCCAAUAUGGCAGAGAAGUUUGAAAGUCUUAUGAACAUUCAUGGAUUUGAUUUGGGCUCUCGAUAUAUGGACUUAAAACCCCUGGGCUAUGGUGGCAAUGGCUUAGUUUUUUCUGCUGUUGAUAAUGACUGUGAUAAGCGAGUGGCUGUGAAGAAAAUUGUCUUGACAGAUCCUCAGAGCGUCAAACAUGCUUUGCGGGAGAUCAAAAUUAUCCGGAGACUUGAUCAUGAAAACAUUGUAAAAGUUUUUGAGAUUCUCAGCCCUAAUGGACAAUACUUAACAGAUGAUGUGGGUUCACUAACUGAGCUGAACUCUGUUUACAUUGUUCAAGAGUAUAUGGAGACCGAUCUAGCCAAGCUUCUAGAGCAGGGCCCACUACGUGAGGAGCACGCCAGGCUUUUCAUGUACCAGCUGCUACGUGGGCUUAAAUAUAUCCACUCGGCCAAUGUGCUGCAUAGAGAUCUCAAGCCAGCAAACCUGUUCAUAAAUACCGAAGAUUUGGUAGUAAGGAUUGGAGAUUUUGGUCUUGCUCGUAUUAUGGAUCCCCAUUAUUCUCAUAAGGGACAUCUUUCUGAAGGCCUUGUCACAAAAUGGUACAGAUCUCCACGCCUUUUACUUUCACCCAACAAUUACACUAAAGCUAUUGAUAUGUGGGCAGCUGGGUGCAUCUUUGCUGAAAUGCUGACUGGAAAGACCCUUUUUGCAGGUGCACAUGAACUUGAGCAGAUGCAGCUGAUUCUAGAAUCGAUACCGGUUGUACAUGAAGAAGACAGGCAAGAACUCCUCACUGUAAUCCCAGUUUACAUUAAAAAUGAUAUGACUGAGCCACAUACGCCUUUAACACAGCUGCUUCCAGGCAUUAGCCCUGAAGCGCUAGAUUUCCUGGAACAAAUCCUGACUUUUAGUCCUAUGGAUAGACUAACGGCAGAAGAAGCUUUGUCUCACCCAUACAUGAGCAUCUAUUCCUUUCCAUUGGAUGAGCCAAUUUCCAGCCAUCCCUUUCACAUUGAAGAUGAGGUAGAUGAUAUAUUACUGAUGGAUGACCAAUACAGUCAUGCCUAUAAUUGGGAAAGAUAUCAUGACAGUCAGUAUUCCGACCACGAUUGGCCAGUACAUAAUAAUUUUGAAGCUGACGAGGUUCAGCGCGAUCCAAGGGCUCUUGUCUCUGAUGGAAGUGAUGAGGAAGAGGUUCAGGUAGACCCUCGCAAAUAUAUGGAUGGCGAUCGAGAAAAAUAUAUGGAAGAUCCAGCAUUUGAUCCAUACUUUUCUGUUGAGCCUUCCUGGCAAUAUCAAGAUCACCAUGAAAACAAAUAUUGUGAUCUGGAGUGUAGCCAUACUUGUAACUACAAAAUGAGGUCCUCAUCUUACUUAGAUAAUUUAGUUUGGAGAGAGAGUGAAGUCAAUCAUUAUUAUGAUCCAAAACUUAUUAUAGAUCUGUCUAACUGGAAGGAGCAAAGUAAGGAGAAAUCAGAUAAGAGAAGCAAAUCAAAAUGUGAAAGAAAUGGUCUGGUGAAAGCUCAGAUAGCUCUAAAAGAAGCAUCACAGCAACUAGUUGAGAAAGAAAGGGAGAAACACAGAGAAUUUGACUUUGAUUCAUUUAUAGCAGGUACUAUUCAACUUAGUUUGCCCGAAGAGUCUUCCAGUGUUGACAAACUCAACGACUUGAAUAGCUCUGUAACACACCUUGAAUUAAAAUCCAUAAUAUCAAAGUCUGUAAGCCUAGAAAAGCAGGAGAAAGGAAUGGCCAAUUUAGCACAGUUGGGUGCCAAAAACCAAAAUCCUUGGGACAGUCCAAUUAGUAGCAGUGAAGAAUGCUUCCUGAUAGAUCAGUUUUGUUGUGAAGUAAGGAAAGAUGAUCACGUUGAAAAAGAAAAUACUUAUACUGGUUACCUAGAUAAUUUAUUUAGUAAGAAAGAAGACACAGAAGAAUUGGAUCUUGAUCCAACAGAGGAUGAAAAGGUUGGGAGUAAAGACCAUGACGAGGGCUUAUUGAGUUUUAGUGGUGACCUCUUCCUUAAUAAGCAGCUGGAUUGCAUUGGUAUUCCCCAGUUUCAAAAUCCUGUCGGCUCACCUCUUAAAUCAAUACAAGCCACGUUGGCACCUUCUGCCAUGAAAUGCUCCCCUCAAAUCCCCCGCAAAUCCUACAGCAGCAUUCUGAAACAUUUAAACUAAAACACUCAGUAAUUUCUUUUCAUAUUCUUCAUCAAUUGUCUUGUGUGUGGUUUGUUUGUUUUUCGUUUUAGAUUUCACUUUUUUUCUUUUCUUUUUUUUUUACCCAACUUGUAUUUUAGUAUGUAUUUAACUUUUAGUUUUGUUUACCAUUGUUUUUACAAUCUAGAAUUACUUUCUACAUAUUUUAAACUGGCAUGACAUUUGCACACAAGAAAAAAACAAACAACUAAUUAAUGCAACAUAGGUGGAGACAGGAAAUAAUGCACUAAAUGAAGUAUAAAUCAAAUCAAUUGCUAUAUUUCUCAAUAUUAAAUGAUCUUGCCUUGAUAACACAGUGAGACAUUACAUUUUUUUAUUUUUUUUUGUAGUGAAACGGUUUAGUAUUUUUUAUUUUCUAAGCUAGUUCAUAUUGUGUAGCUUUAUUCAUAUCCAUUUCUUGAAACACAUGAUACCAGCAGCAACUGAAGAAUGCAGAUUUCGGUAUGCAUGUGUUAUCUACCUCAAGGUAACAACAGUUUGUGGCCAUUUAUUAGCCACUAGCAGUGCUAGCCAUCACGCACCUCUGUUAAGCCAGCAUUAUUGUAGUAACUAUCGUUAAAUUUAGAAAAUUGCAGAGAUAUUUAUAAAUGUUCUGAAUUGCAUCCUAUGUAGUGAAGUGUUUAAUAUGCAGUAUUUUAUUUAUUAUAUCAUAAGAGAUGUUAAGGUGUUUAAAAACAAAUCGACAUCUUGAACGGAUAAAAACGGUGGUGUAUAAUUUGUUUCUAGCUGUUGAACUACUCAGCAUGCCUUACCAUUUGAUAAGGCAUGCUGGGAAUUAUGGUUCUACAACUAGAAAGCCUCAGGAUGAGCUAGUAUGGUAUAAAACUUUGAUUUCUGGUUUACAUUUCUAUAUAUUUAACCUGCAUAUUAACAGGUUGCGUCUUCACUUUUGUUUUCCCAAAGAAUUUCUUCAUUUCAAGGAAAGUGCUCACUGUGUAUAGGAGUUUGUAAUUUCAAAGUGCUUGACAGAGCUCUAAAAUACCAUAGGAACUGCUUAAAUAUUAAAUACUUCUAGAAACGUCUUUAUUUUUUAUUGCAUUGCUAAGAACGGCAUGCAUGGAAUUAUGGUACAACAUUACUGUAAGUUAAGAUUUGUCUCUGUAAGAAUUAUUUUUCUCUCUGCUUUUACUGUAUGUUUUUACUGAAACUUAUUUUCAUUUGUUUUUUUUUGUUUGUUUUUUUGUUUUCUUACCAAACCUGCAUGAGAAGAAUAGCAUGUAGUAUCUCAAUUCUCUGGACACUUGUUUUGCCUCCGAAUUUUGCAUACUAUUUAUGUACUAUUGGUUCCCCUAUUUAAGAAAAAUAAAACAUGGCCAGCAAGAAA